Morus notabilis is the source of this 1445-nucleotide messenger RNA. RefSeq names its product F-box/FBD/LRR-repeat protein At1g13570. Gene Ontology annotation, molecular function: protein binding. The transcript has 4 exons. Bases 192 to 1445 code for a protein of 417 amino acids. NCBI's taxonomy places the organism in Eukaryota, Viridiplantae, Streptophyta, Magnoliopsida, Rosales, Moraceae. The record is from RefSeq and is a predicted model, not a curated record.
AAAAAAGGAAAUGGGUCUUCACCCACAAGACGACAGACAGCGAAACAAGUUUCAUCUGUAUUCGAGUUUAGGUUGUGUCUUGUCGAAGAGUUUGAUGCAAAAUUGACAUUUGUAAAACUGAAUCAGCUCACACCGUGAGAGUUGAGACCUCCUCUCUUCCCCUCGAUUCAUCGUACAAAGACUGUGCUUGAAUGGGAGAUCUUAUGGAACCAGAUUUGAUAAGUGAUUUGCCUCAGAGCAUUAUAGAGAGCAUUCUAACGCGCUUGCCGAUUAGAGAUGCUGUGAGAACUAGCAUUUUGUCUAGUAAAUGGAGGUACAAAUGGGCUUCAAUCACUCAACUUGUGUUUGAUGAGAAAUGUGUCCCUUUCUGUAGUGACCAAGAUUUUGAUGAGAAAAGCCUCAUUGAAUUUAUAACAAGAGCUCUUUUUCUUCACGAAGGACCGAUUCACAAGUUCCAGCUCACUACUUCCUAUUUGCAAAGCUGUCCCGAUAUAGAUCAAUGGAUACUUUUCCUUUCGAGGAAUGACAUCAAAGAAUUGGCUCUUGAACUAGGAGAAGGGGACUGGUUUAGAGUACCGGCGUCUCUUUUUCGCUGUAAAAAGUUGACCCAUUUAGAGCUGUUUCGUUGCGAAUUGGAUCCGCCUCCUAGUUUUAAGGGGUUUUUGUUUAUGAAGAAUCUCACUCUUCAUCAAGUUUCAGUUUACCCUGAUGUGAUAGAAAAUCUUAUAUCUAGUUGCCCUCUACUUGAGAAUCUAUCUUUGUCAUACUUUGACAGCUUAACACUAAACAUUAAUGCACCGAAUCUCAAGUACUUGUUUCUUGAAGGCGAGUUCAGGGACAUAAAUCUUGAGAAUGCUCCACUUUUGAGUUCAAUGUCCGUUGCUAUGUAUAUGACUGAUGACAACUUUGAGCACUUUGAACAAAGUUCAAGUUGCAAUUUUGACAAGUUUCUUGGCGGGUUACCUCGUCUUGAGACCCUUACCGGGCACAUCUACUUUACGAAGUAUUUGAGUAUAGGUUAUGACUUGGGAAAACUUGCAAUUACAUAUGACCAUUUAAAAGUCAUUGAACUAUAUCAAGUGAGUUUCGAAGAUAUGAAAGAGAUAUAUGUUGUUCUUCGCUUAGUUACAAGCUCUCCUAAUCUAGAGGAACUUCAGAUCUCAGGAUCCUCAAACGCUCUGGUUGCAAUGGAAGCACCCGAUUUAGAUCUAUGGGAGAAAGAAAGCCAUUCGAAAUGCGCACUCGAAAAACUAAAACAUGUGAAGAUGACAGAAAUGUCCAGUGUGCCACAUGAAAUGGAAUUCAUCAAGUUCUUGCUAUGUAGAUCGCCGGUGCUGGAGAGGAUGAGUAUCACUCCUUGUGUCUACGUUAUGGAUGGACGACUCAAUAUGCUGAUUGAAUUGGUAAGGUUUCGAAGAGCGUGUUCAUCCAAGAUUAAGUUGUAA